AUGUCUUUAGCAAUGGAAACACAUCUGCUUGCAGCUAGAUGAAGGAUGCUGCUUAUACCGCAUCCUGGUUUCAGCCUAUAAAGUGUCCCUUUAUUAAUGUUUAUUCAUACCCACUUACUUAUAAGUACAAGAAAAAGCAGUUUAUGCUGGCUUGACCUACGGCAGCUGGACAGGCCUUGUGCAAGCAGCUCACAGAAGGUACGGACUCAGAAGUGAGCAAGUGUCUAUGAGCAAAAUGGGAGUGUGUCAUAAUUCAAGAUUGUCUGGAAUCGCCAGGUAUCACUGUAAACAGAACACAGACAGACAAGACUAGGAAGUCAAGUUCAGAAGAUGGGAAGCCACGGCAACUAUAACAAAACCACAAAAACAGCAAGAACUCGUAUGCGUAAAAAGGCUCCACAUGCACAGACCUGGCAACAUUUUAACAUGAGCAAGAUUCAGGAGGAUCAAAAGCGAAUUUGUCAGAUUGAGAGAGAGAAUAUGAAGCUGAUGGAGCGCCUAGCUGCGAUACAACGAGGGACAGGGAGGGUAGACUGUUGGAAUGAACACUUUCAAAGGAGAUCAAAUAGAGAUGUACAGAACAGGAAAAUACUGACAAUCACCGUGGAAAAUCAGGGAAUUUUGAAAAGGCUUCUUGGCAGUAAGCCUACCAGUUAUCAAAAGAAGUUUGAGACUGGGUGGCAGCAGACCACCAGACGCUAAACAGACUACAAAAUGCCGUAUCUCCUCUCAAGUGAAUUAGGUAUACUGUUUUACACCUGGUUUCACUUCAUGAAAACAAUGCGUGUAUUGUAAGCUGAGUUCGAGGUAUCAGGGUUCUAGACUGUGCACAUCUCAUAGUCAUGUGAAAUGUAAAUAUUUUAAAUUG
Molecule: messenger RNA, 868 nt
Organism: Oxyura jamaicensis (ruddy duck)
Lineage: Eukaryota; Metazoa; Chordata; Aves; Anseriformes; Anatidae
Gene: CFAP97D1
Product: CFAP97 domain containing 1
Exons: 5
Coding region: 331-702 (123 amino acids)
Biological process (GO): sperm axoneme assembly
Source: RefSeq, a predicted model, not a curated record